This is a messenger RNA of Biomphalaria glabrata, 13066 nucleotides long. RefSeq lists its product as uncharacterized. The transcript is spliced from 51 exons. The record is from RefSeq and is a predicted model, not a curated record. NCBI's taxonomy places the organism in Eukaryota, Metazoa, Mollusca, Gastropoda, Planorbidae. Bases 237 to 7019 code for a protein of 2260 amino acids.
CUUCUUUAUAUAACUCUGACACAAAAGUGAAAUAAAAAGGACACGAAAAUAUAAAAGGCAACAUAAUUUCUAAAAAUAUUAUUUAUCUUCAUUCUCUAUUGUACCUCGGCACAAGAACGUCUGGAAAAUCCAUUUAAGAGGACUGGAAAUAAAAUUAAAUUAGAGGACCCACAUUAUAUAAAUAAACUUUAUUUAAGAAAGUAAAAAAUAUCAGUGAGGUACAUUGGAUCUUCAGAAUGCAGAUUAAAGAGGUCUUCAGUUUAAUUACAAUAUUUUUUACUAUUGUCUCAGGUUCAGUGUAUGUACAAGAAGUCAAUGAGAUGACUUUAACGUGCAACAGAAAUAACAAUCUCAUGUCCAUCAUUAUCAACUACGACGACGGAAAGCAGGACCUGGUGGCUACCUUCAACAAUACAUCUUGCACCACUUUCGGGUAUAUGCGGUGCUCGUACACCAGCUACAACUAUUUCCUGGCCAUCCCCGUUAAGUUCGUUGACUCGAUAAUGGCUUCAUAUUCAUGCAACACCUACAUAAGCUACAAUGUUUACCAAUACGAUGCCGCAGAGUUUAACGCAGUCGACAAGACCAACGUAACUUUAGUGUGUCCUUCUUCUGUCGACCGCAGCGUUUUGACUCUCAAAUACAGCAAUGGACAAGAAGAGAUCAUGGGUUAUUUUAAAGGCACUUACUCAAAGUGUGGACUCGAAAAGACCUGCUCUGUUGGUGAUAAUAAAAACAUUGUAAGCUUUCUAAAAGAAGGUAGCAGCGUCUCAUUGACAACAUAUGGGUGCUCCAGUUAUUUAAUAACAUCUGAGACAAAUAUUGCUCUCACGGCUUCAGAUAUACAGGGUGCAAUGUCAUUCACGCUCUCCUGUUCAAAAUAUAUUUAUUAUGAUACUCUAACGUUGGCUACUCAAAAUGGACAAAGACAGGCCUAUGCGACUUAUACGUCUAAAAGCUGUGCUACAAUGAAACCAAACAUGUCCUGCUCGUUAGCAACCAACGACAUCAUAUUUUCAAUACCAGUGACUACUGAAUCAAGAACUGUAGUCUCCUAUUCAUGCUAUGCAGGCCACAGUGUAGAUGUAAUAUUCUACAAGGCUGCAACUAGCGUUCAAUGUCAACGACCGAGCAUAAGUUCUACAGGUGAUUUGUUUCUACUGAACUGUCAAGCAAGCCACUUCUAUCCCAGACUAACUUGCUCGAUGUACGAAAUUAAAAACUCUAUAAAAACUUUCCAGUCCUACACGGCGGACUAUGGUAACUUAGUCGAUUCUGGAAGCGGCUUUUACUACAAUUCAACUUGCACAUUAAAAAUGCACAUUUCGCAGCUACAGCAAGGCUCUCGCCAAUAUGGUGUGGUCCUAACCACCGCGACAUCUACACUUGGCCAAAAUGAAUAUCUGCUAGCCAAUAUAAACUUUGCUCCACUACGCGCAGUUCUAGACAACAGUUGCACAGAGGGACAGGGUAUGGUUGACCGCUACAUCCAUUAUACCUCCAUAAUUUAUUGCAUGUGCAGACGAGACCUCGGGUCCAAUGCUUUUGGUCAAGUAUUUUGGUUUAGCGACAAUGUUCUAGUGACAUCCACCACAAACUCUGACAACUCUUCAACACUAACAGUUUCCUACUCAACCAGUUUCAAUCAGAUAUAUCAAUGUAGGGCCUUACCAUUCCCAGAUGCUUCUUAUUCAGCCACUUUCACUCCACAAUUUGCUUUUGGCCCUACUCAGGUGUCGUUAUCAAGGUCAACCAUUCAGAUGAAUAUUUGUAGCACUGAAGCAUUUACUUGUACAGUGGAAUCAAACAAUGCCAGUCCAGGAGUGGUCUUCAAUUCGUCUGCUAGCAGUGUGAAUACUGUCUUACGCCAGACUGGAAGUGCCAGUCUUUCUGCUACCUAUGCUGUCAAAGCUUUAAAAGUUGAGCGUUACACUUUAACAUGCAAGGCUACCAAUACCCUAUUUGACAUAUAUGCAAGUGGAUCCAUUUCUGUCACUGUUUUAGAUGUUCCAUUGCAGGAUCCAGUUGUAAUUGUAAACAAUAAUAAUCCCAUUACUGAGGCUUCUGAAGCUGUCAAUAUAACAUGCUAUGUCUCUGAAAGUGUGGUAGCUGUUAAGGAUGUUACCAUUGAUUGUUUCGGGAGCUCUCAAACUGUCUCAGGAUCAAAGGCUACGAUGUUUAAAAAGUUCAACAGAGACAACAGCGGAAUGUGUUUUUGCACUGUUCGGUACGUGGAUGACUGCUUCUUGAGCAAAAGGAAAGAGUUUCAAGUUAUAGUGGCAUAUGGACCAACACGUCUUCAGAUCUCAGAAAGUCGUUUAGCACUGGAGAUAUGUGCCACAGAAACGAUCAUUUGUUCGGUGCCAACAACAGAUUUUAAUCCCGAAGUGGACUUCAGUUGCACUUCCGAUUCACCCACUUCACUUAAUGUUGAGCGUUCACAGAUAGACCCCAGCCACGGAACUGCAACAUUUUCGCUAACAGCUCAAAAAAGUGGUGACUACACGGUGACCUGUAGAGCGACAAACUCAAUGGUACCUAAAAUGUAUUCCGAAAACUCCAUUGUGGUCUCAGUUGAAGCUCUUACAUCAAGGCAUCCAGUAAUCAGUGUCACCAACAAGGUGUUGCCUCUAAUGGAAGGAGCUGCAUCUAGCAAUGUGAAGAUCUCAUGCACAAUUCCAGGUGGUUUCCAAGGGGUCAAAAGUUUAACUUUGAAUUGCCUUGGCUUGGUAUUCACUGAAGACUCACAACCUAUCAUGAUUGAAAGGAAUAUAACGAGAGCUAACAAUGAUAUGAUUUGCAAUUGCGUAGUCCUAUACACCUCUGAAUGUCUUGGUCAACGCAUAGCCAAGCUGGAUUUAAAAGUCAUGUUCGGUCCUUCUCAAGCCUUCUUAUAUCCGAGGUCGAUUGACAUGGAGAAGUGUGAUCAAGUUGGCAUUGGGUGCAACGUUUUGAGAGCGGACAUAUAUCCUGGAGCAAUGUUCUACUUUUCUAGCGUUAAUACCAAGGCUUUCCAGUUCAAUGAGAACAGUAAGAUGACUACUAACAUUUCAGCAUCGAUCAAUGCUACUGCAUUAAUGACUGGAAGCUUCGCUAUAAAGUGUAUAGCAAGCAAUAGUGUGUUUAACUCUAUUUACACUGAGGCUUCAAUACUUGCUACUGUCAGAGAGUACCCGCUGAAGCCGCCUGUGUUUAUCGUUAAUGACGGCAACCCUAUAACAGACAAAUCAGUUUUGAGCAGUCUAAGUAUUUUGUGUGUGGCAGGAGUAAAUAAAAGGCCACUGAGUAAACUGACCAUCAGCUGCCUUAAUGUCACUGUCACCAGCAAGACCAGCACGGUCAAGAUCUACAAGGACAUUACACAGGACACCAAGGGGACAGACUGCAGCUGCCUCGCAGAGUACAAGGACGCCUGCAAUGGGGAAACUCAAUCAAAUGUUCAUUUUGAAUUAAAAUGCACACAACCGAUGUUAAUCAUUAACAAUGGUCAUCCUAUUAUACCUGGGGCGUCUGGCUCUCGAAUUCCAGUGGUCUGCGAUGGAAUAGAAGACACGAACACUGAGAGCAACAUCACGCUGACUUGUCUUGGAAGCACACAAACCUCAGUUGGUACGACCAUCAGUAUAGAGAAAGACGUAACCCAAAAGGAUAACGGAGCAUUGUGCUCUUGCACUAUCGACUCUUUGUACUGCAGCCAGAAGAGAACUGUCCAAUCAGCUGUCAAUGUGUCAUAUUUUUCUGGAAUAGACAGAUUCACAGUUCAGGGCUUUGAAACGCCACAAGAAGUUAAAGAAAAUGAACAACUGACUUUUAUCUGUAUAACGCAAUGUAAUCCAAAACCGAAUAUAAUGUUAAAAACUAAAAACGAUGAGGUAGCAGAGCUAAGGAAUGGAGAUAGAAUCACAUUUACAGAAACUACAAGUGGGAUAUGGGAAUAUCGCUUAGAGGUGGCUGCUGUAUCCUGUGCAGAUACUGGCAACUACACCUGUUACGCUGAGAACCUGAUUACGGCUACGCAUUUAACAAAAACGUCUGAGAUCAUAGUGCGAUGUCCUUUCAAAGUAGCUAAUGAAGAAGUAGUACAGAGGAAGUUUAUUGGUUAUCUUGACAAGACGGCUGUAGUGUCUGUUAACGUAUACGGAUAUCCACUACCGAAAAACUUUCAACUUCUUAGAGGAAGCAAUGAAUCAGUUGAUCAGAACCAAUUCUCGUUCACUUACACAGAGAUUGCGAAACCAAACAUAUUAGUCAAUUUAAAAAUUUACAACUUAAGAGAAGACAAUUUUACAACCUACACAAUGAUAAUCAACAAUGCUGAAGGGCAGCUGCAGUAUCAGUUCAGUAUAAUUAAAGAUCCUACAACUAGCAGCAAUGGCGAUUCCGAUACCAUGAUAACUGCUGUCAGUGUGGUCAUCGUACUGGCAGUUCUAAUUAUAGUCAUAACUGGAAUUUGUAUCUACCUAAAAAGAAAUCGAAACGGCCCAACAAAUCUGAAUGAAGAAAGGAGAAAUUCACUACGACGUGACACUUUUCAAAACCGUUUACAUCAUGCCAGCGCUCAGGAGGAGCAAGAGUGGCAGCCUCCUCCAAGAAAUCAAAAUCAUGGAAAUACUAACGUUCUUGAAACAUUCAGAGGUCCAACACAAAUAAAUGAAGAAAGGAGAAAUUCACUACGACGUGACACUCUUCAAAACCGUUUACAUCAUGCCAACGCUCAGGAGGACCAAGAGUUGCAGCCUAUUUCAAGAAAUCAAAAUCGUGGAAAUAAUAACAGUGAAACAAUCGGAGGUCCAACACAAAUAAAUGAAGAAAGGAGAAAUUCACUACGAUGUGACACUAUUCAAAACCCUUUUCUUCAUGCCAACGCUCAGGAGGCUAUUCUUCCACCACCACCCGUUCUUCCAAAGAAAAGAGGAGGAAGGAAGAAAGAUGUACAAGGUCUAACUUCAAAGACAUUGUCUCAAAGACAAGAAACUGAAACGAAUAGCUACAGACCUACAACUGAAGCCUCAUCCAGAACACCAGAUGGAUUAGAAGCUAGCUUGGAUUCACAAAGUAUUUCUUCAAGUAACGAGAGGCAAUCUUUCCAUGCCAAUGGGGAGCAAGAGUGGCAGCCUUCUCCAAGAAAUCAAAAUCAUGGAAAUAUUAACAUUGAUGAAACAGUCGGAGGCCCAACACAAAUAAAUGAGGAAAGGAGAAAUUCACCACGACGUGACACUCUUCAAAACCCUUUUCUUCAUGCCAACGCUCAGGAGGACCAAGAGUUGCAGCCUAUUUCAAGAAUUCAAAAUCAUGGAAAUAAUAACAGUGAAACAAUCGGAGGCCCAACACAAAUAAAUGAAGAAAGGAGAAAUUCACUACGACGUGACACUCUUCAAAACCCUUUUUUUCAUGCCAACGCUCAGGAGGGCCCAACACAAAUAAAUGAGGAAAUGAGAAAUUCACUGCGACGUGACACUCUUCAAAACCCUUUUCUUCAUGCCAACGCUCAGGAGGACCUAGAGUUGCAGCCUAUUUCAAGAAUUCAAAAUCAUGGAAAUAAUAACAGUGAAACAAUCGGAGGCCCAACACAAAUAAAUGAGGAAAGGAGAAAUUCACCACGACGUGACACUCUUCAAAACCCUUUUUUUCAUGCCAACGCUCAGGAGGGCCCAACACAAAUAAAUGAGGAAAGGAGAAAUUCACCACGACGUGACACUCUUGAAAACCCUUUUUUUCAUGCCAACGCUCAGGAGGACCAAGAGUUGCAGCCUAUUUCAAGAAUUCAAAAUCAUGGAAAUAAUAACAGUGAAACAAUCGGAGGCCCAACACAAAUAAAUGAGGAAAGGAGAAAUUCACCACGACGUGACACUCUUCAAAACCCUUUUUUUCAUGCCAACGCUCAGGAGGGCCCAACACAAAUAAAUGAGGAAAGGAGAAAUUCACCACGACGUGACACUCUUCAAAACCCUUUUUUUCAUGCCAACGCUCAGGAGGACCAAGAGUUGCAGCCUAUUUCAAGAAUUCAAAAUCAUGGAAAUAAUAACAGUGAAACAAUCGGAGGCCCAACACAAAUAAAUGAGGAAAGGAGAAAUUCACCACGACGUGACACUCUUCAAAACCCUUUUUUUCAUGCCAACGCUCAGGAGGGCCCAACACAAAUAAAUGAGGAAAUGAGAAAUUCACUGCGACGUGACACUCUUCAAAACCCUUUUCUUCAUGCCAACGCUCAGGAGGGCCCAACACAAAUAAAUGAGGAAAUGAGAAAUUCACUGCGACGUGACACUCUUCAAAACCCUUUUCUUCAUGCCAACGCUCAGGAGGGCCCAACACAAAUAAAUGAGGAAAGGAGAAAUUCACUACAACGUGAAAUUCUUCAAAACCCUUUUCUUCAUGCCAACACUCAGGAGGACCAAGAGUUGCAGCCUAUUUUAAGAAAUCAAAAUCGUAGAAAUUAUAACAGUGAAACAAUCGGAGGUCCAACAAAUCUGAAUGAAGAAAGGAGAAAUUCACUACGACCUGACACUCUUCAAAACCGUUUACAUCAUGCCAACGCCCAGGGGGACCAAGAGUUGCAGCCUAUUUCAAGAAAUCAAAAUCGUGGAAAUAAUAACAGUGAAACAAUCGGAGAUGUACAAGGUCUAGCUUCAAAGACAUUGUCUCAAAGACAAGAAACUGAAACGAAUAGCUACAGACCUACAACUGAAGCCUCAUCCAGAACACCAGAUGGAUUAGAAGCUAGCUUGGAUUCACAAAGUAUUUCUUCAAGUAACGAGAGGCAAUCUUUCCAUGACAAUGGGGUUCGACUAUCUCCUGUUCCUUUUUUUGUGUCAUAUCCUCCAACAUUUAAAAGGAGUGGUAUGGACAAAGAUCUAGAAGAUAACAGACAACAUUAUCAGAGUCCUCCCCAAAAUGAGUUGCGAACCCGGCAGAAAGCUUCAAGUUCAUUUCAGCACAUUGAAGAGCAAACAAGACCAGAAAGUGAACACUUUUAUGAACCAAUUGAUCUAACGAACAACAAAAGAGAAACGGAGGCGUAAAACAUCUCUUAUGGUAUUUGAUGGAAGUCAAAAUCACAUAAUUCACAAGCCCUGGAGGACAAUGCGAAUAAACCAAAUACUGCUAAAGAUGUAAAUGUAGAUUUUUUUUCCAUAUAAUAAAAAUACUUAUAUGCUAUAUUUUAGAAAAAAAAUAGUGUUUUUGUAAAUUUAGUCUCAAUUUCCUAUUGAAAUAUAUUUGUUAUGCAUAUUUUAGUUUUAAAAUGUGUAUAUUUUCUAGUUUGUGGAGGGUAAGAUCUUUGGUAGACACACUCUCGUCAAUCCUUAGCUUUCUUUAAUUUUUCCUAGCAUGCUGCAAGCGUACACUUUUUAAUCACAUUUUGCAAGCCGUAAAAAUGAGGGAAAAAAUAAUUAAGAAAAAAAAACUUCUGACAUGUACAAAUUUGGAAAUAUUCUAUCUCUUCUUCGGAGGCCCCUUUCUCGUGGAGACCCUCCCUUAAAUUCGACCAUGUGCUUAAGAACAAAAAUGUUUUCAAAGAAGAAGACAUCACCAAAGAAGGAAGUCUCUUUUGCUCGAAACAGCUCAUACACAAUCGCCCUUCCUCUGUGGCUGACGGACAUUAUAGAAUUUUCGUCGCUCCAAAAUGUUUUUUCUUAAACAUUACUAAGGAUUGCGUGAUAAAUAGACCUUUUUUUAACAAUACCUCUAUUCAAGUCAUAAUUUCGUGGAACCUAGACACUAAUAUCAACAAUGGCUCUAAAGAUUUUCCUAUAAAUGUAACAGUUUAUGUUUAUUGCUGGGAAAUUUUCGAAUGUUUGGCCUUAUUGAUUCAAGAGUUUCAAAAAAUUAAGGUUCAGGAAAAUGUCGUGCAUCGUGUUAUAAGUCUAGAUCUAAAGGAAUAUCAUUGAAUUGUUAUAACGUUUAGUAGGUGUAUACAUUUGUUUAGGCUUAACCAGUAUUCUUUCUCUGAUAAAAGUGGGGUAAAGAACGCAGUAAAAAAUGUUGCAUUACUUAGUAACGUAAUAUUCAUUAGUUAUUAAGAGAAAAUCAAUCACUGUAUUAAGUAUAUAAUGGAGGGGUACUGUCUAUUUAAAAAGUGUUUUUAAUCUUUUUCUUGUUUUAUUUUGUUUUAAUCAUUUCGAAAUAGUUUUUCUUGUGAAUAAUAUCUAUAUAAUGUAUAAAGUUGUGCUAUAGUUAUAUAUAGACACAAGUGUAAUAGUUUAAUCCAUAAAAUAAAUGUAUUUAAAUUUUAAGGAUAUUUAGAGGAGAUUCGGGCCCUCAGCCGAGUCCUCGGUAUGAUGUAAAUUUGACACCAUCUUAUAUUUUUAUGUUUUCAUAAGCUAUUAAUUUCAUUGUGAAAUUAAUUGAAUGUUUGUGUUUUUUUUUCAUCGACGCAAGCUAAAAAUAUUUUAAGAUUACAAAGCGAGUUUGUGUUAUCACACAAAUUCACAGGCAGCUUCCACCGAAUUUACAUAUGGACCAAGACUGUUCAAGAGAUGGUCUUGUUUUGAUCGUUUAAAAUAUUAAAACUUCAAAAAAUCAUUUGAGUUACUUUUCACUUAAAAGCAAACAGAAGAUUUCAUCGAUAACUCUUCUGUAAUCAAGCUUUGAAAUAGAGCUUCCUAGAAAACAGCACGGAAACCUCCCAGAUACUUACAGAAAGAUAGUUUUAGUCUCUUUGUAAUUAUUACAUCGUUCUACAUAACAAGAUAAUGUUUGUUGUUAUAGAGCCUAUGUCAGUUUAGAAAAUUUUGUUAAAGUACCUAACUAGAUCUACAUUUCUAGGCAUGUACUUAGAUCUAGAAGAUUAUGUCGGUUAUUUAAUUUUCUUUUUAUAUUAUUAUUAUAUUAUUAAAUCUACCCUACUUUUCUACAUAUAUGUUAAUCUAAUAGUUAUUUAGAUCUGAAACUAAAUGUUAAUAAUUUUCUGUAUUUAGAUUUAUAUCGACUAGACAAUAUCAAGUUUAGAUAUAGACAUUGUUUUAGAGGCAGUACUUAUGGUACUUGUGUUGAACAAAGCCGAUUAGAUCUAUGUAAAUUUGUAUAUAGAGAUAUGAUUUGUAACAUAAAUAGCUUAUCGCAUUUCCUAUAAGGUUUUUACUUAAAUUAUUCAAUGUUCAUUGUUUACAUAAAGGUGUAACAAUUUAAAAUUCCAAUUGAAUAUUUAUUUGACCUUGUGUUCUAAUUCUCUAAUACAUUUUUACAUUAUUUAAAUUUUAUUACAAUUUUAGUUUGCUUGCUGCGUAAAGCAAUGAAUUUGAAAAGCAUAUGAUGAAUUAUAUAAAUGUCAAGCUGUUAUCUAUCAUGCUUACAAUGUGAUAGUUACGACAAACUAAUGACACAUAUUAAUGUUCGGUCCUAGUUUUUCGGAUAUUAUCCGAAGUCCCAUUUCUAUUACACAUAAAGAUGCUCCAACUUCAAGCUCUACAUAAACAGAUAAUGUUUGUUGUAGCAUACCCAAAAGAUCGACAUUUCUAUGCGUAGAUGAUUACGUAGAUAAUUUUAUGUUUUUAAUUUAUAGCUCACUAGCCGGGUACGACCCAAGAGUUGCGUGCCUUGGUUUGGGUAUUAGUUGUCUAGUGGAUUGAAUUUAGAUCUGUCAAACAUGGCAAAUGUCCCCUUAACAUUUUAAGAAAAAUGAAAGUAAAGUGUGAAAAUGGCCAUCUUUUUGAUAUCUAUAAUAUAAAGCAGAAAGUCAUAUAUAUAUAUAUAUAUGUAUGUAUGUAUGUAUGUAUGUAUAUAUGUAUGUAUGUAUAUAUAUAUGUAUGUAUGUAUGUAUGUAUGUAGGUAUGUAUGUAUGAAUGUAUCCAUCCAUCCCUCCAUCCCAUGGAGGGCUCUGGCCUGCUUCAACACAUCCAUCCAUUCAGAUCUCUCCUGGGUCUUUCGUCUCAAUGACCUGACCCCAAGCUGCUUCAGAUCUGCUUCUACAUCAUCAAUCCAUCGCAUUCGGGGUCUGCCUUUGGGUCUCCUGCCUUUUUGUUUUUGCCUGUAUACGAUUUUCGCUCCUCUGUUAUCCGACAUUCUUUCAAGGUGACCUGCCCAACGUAGUCUGUUCUUUUUUAUUUCCGUCACUAUUGGUGGGUCUUCAUACAAUUGAUAUAUCUCAUGGUUAGUGCGUGUCAUGUAUGAAUGUAUGUAUGUAUGUAUGUAUGAAUGUAUGUAUGUGUGUAUGUAUGUAUGUAUGUGUCACGUCCCUAGUGACACCUCAUUGUUCACAAAAUGAGGACAUUGUACCUAUCUCAAAUCAGGUCAGCGUACCCACGCUUAAAUGCCAGAAAGACGCCGAUUAAAGCUUAGUUCAAGGCUACAGCAGGGAAACAUAAUUAACGUUGGUUAAAUUACAAAAACAAUUAAAAGGAAAAUUAAAUGUAAACGAGGUCAAGGAGUCAAGGAUGGGUAUUGAGAUGUCAUGGUUCUUUAUUCUAAAGAAAUAUAUACAAGGAGGAGUGUUAGCUUGAGACGAGAGAGAGAGAGAGAGAGAUAGAAAGUUAGACUUAGAAGUCGCUUGUUUUUAAAGUAAAUAGUUACUCAGUAUAUUGAUCAUUUUACUGAAUCCUGUAUCUGUUAUAUAUAUAUAAUAUAUAUAUUUGUGCAUACAUUCAUUGUUUCAAGUUCAAGUUCAAAUUAAUUAAAACUCAAGCAUUGAUUAUUAAAGUGUUUGAACUAUAAUCAAGGCACCGCUGAAUCCGCGUAUGUCAUAGUUUUUAAUCAUCAAGAUCUUCAAGUCAAAUAAACAUAAUAAACACGUGACAGUAUGUAUGUAUGUAUGUAUGUAUGUAUGUAUGUAUGUAUGUAUGUAUGGAUGGAUGGAUGGAUGGAUGGAUGGAUGAAUGUCCCUCAUAGAGAUCAAAACCGUUUGACCAAUCUUGAUUAAACUUGGCAUAAAUGUUCCUUGGGUACUAACUGGAACAGCAACGUAUGUAAAUUAGCCCUAUAACAAGCUUGAAACCCUUAAAAACAAAAAGUGCCCAACUCUAUAAAAGUAUUACUAUCUCGUUGAUCUAGGUCAUAUAGCCAUGUUUAGAUGAUACAGGACCGAAAGGUCACGCAUGCAUGAUUGAUCUACUUUUAUUAAAGAUAUUUUUAUACUUUAACACGUCAGCACGUCGCUCAUCAAGAGGUUUUAGAUAGACUCCAACAGCAGGGUUUCGUAACUGAGCUCCUGGAAUAAAAUUUUUCUUGUAUUUCUGAGCUUCAGAAACUGUUUCUCUUACAAUGGAUCUUUUUUUUUUUCUCAGUAAGAAGAAUGCAACUAAAAAAAACUAAACAAAGAAAAAGUGGGACAUGAUGAUACUGAAGAUUGACAGACAUUUACGGCAAAAGAGUGUAUUUGUUUUGUUGUAGUGGGAGAAUUUUGGUGUAAAAAGGUUGUAGAAUGUAGUCUUAUGAAAUGUCCUCUUUAAAGAACAAUUUUGUUGCUAACGUGUUUCACCAAAAAGAAGAGAAAGUUGCUACAUUAUAGAUGAAACAUCAAAUUAAUGUCAUAGUUUAUCCUAUACUCUUAAGCGAGCAAUUCUUGGAUACAUAUAUAUUUAUUUAUUUAUAAAUUUUAUUUCGAAAACGGCUCUAACGAUUUUCUUUAAAAUUUCAAGUUAUAAGCAUAUUAGUGAGAAAAUAAUUCUCAACUCAUUGGCCACAUCGGGAAAACUCGAGGUCGACCGUUAUAUCGGUUUGAAAAUGCCUCAUUAUCGAAAAAUUAAUUUUGGCUACAUAGUUUUAUAAAUGAAAAUUUUCUAAAUCAUGAACUGAAAAAACACUGCCUACGUCACUAGGCUUACCGCAGUACACUAAAAUAUUUAUUUUCAAACAAGAACGAGUUUUAAAGAGUCAGUAGACCUAAUUAAACAUUUGGGCACCAUCUUAUUGUAGAUUGAUUUAUUAAAGAGCUAUGAAAGAGAAGUAAUGAAAUUAAAUGUGCCGAUGUAUGAUUAGUUAUUGUGUUUUAAGUGCCUAAUAAAUUGUUUACUCUUUAAUUGCGUAGAGUGGUGUAGUUACCUUUUACUUUGUUGUUUUGUUUGCUGGUGACCUCCAAACUGUCUAAGGCCGCAUGCAACCAGGUGCUCUCUUCUAUUGUCAGCUAAGGCAAGUUGGCGCAUAAGCUGGUCUUUAACUUUUUCUCUCCUAACAGACGUUGAUUCCACCAGAAUGUGGUGAAUAAUUACGGAGAGAAAGAGUUAAAGCUUUUCGGUGUAUCGUCGACCACUUUUUUAGCUCACCAAAAAAAAAAACUGCCUUUGGAAAGCGUUCGUCUGAUAUUCGUCUCCCAUACAGGGUACAGCGUAACUGUCGGACUUAAGGAAUUCCCUCUAUACAAAGACCGCGGAUUAACAUUUGAGACCAAAAGAAAAUCUGCUGCCGAGGACAGACGCAGACGCGAAAAGAAAAAUCUUAAUUGACCACCGGAGGACAAUGGUUAUGCUUUCCCUUAAGUGGCAAAAUAUGUAGGUCACAGCUGGGGCUGCGUAGCCACGGAAAAUACUGCAAUCCUUAUUAAUUUUCCGUCUCGAAGACAAGCCUUAUUAUUAUAAUUAUUAUUUUGCUAGUGAAUUAUUACCAUGUGUUUGUCACAGUCUUAGUUGACAUUGCAUGAUCUAAAGUUCACGUCAUGUUAAGAGUUUAAAAGACACGUGGAAUUCCUGAUGUAGAAAACAGGAAGUAGAAUGAAUAAAGUUGACUUUGAGUUCAGUCAAGUCAAGUCAGUAAGGUUUUGCUCCCGGUCCAGGAAGGUUGGACGUUGCUUCCUGGACUGGUGUAUAUAUAUGUACAUAGCAUGAAAGUCAAUGGACUAGUGAUUGUUGAUUAGUUAUAUUUGAGAGCUGAUUUCAUUAUGUGCUUAUUGAAUAUUAAAGUAUUAUUCGUAUUUCAAUGGGUAUCUAUAGUCGAAGCUCCAGUGUCACUAGUAGUAAUUGUUCUUGUUGUUACCCGCUGAGAUGCGGACGUGAUUGAUUAGUAACUGACAUAUAUUGGAUACUUUUGAUACCGCUGUUAUGCGGAUAGGAUUGUUAUUAUUUCUUGACUUGUAGCACUAACAAGGAGUGCAGUAUAUUAUUAUUAUUUUAGUAAAAUAAACUUCAUGUUGUCUGCUGAA